GCUUGUUCACUUCACUGUCCAUUAUAUCUGACAAGCCUGUGAUAAACUUGAAACAAGUCUCCUUGAUCCGACACCUCCCCUUCUCUCCCCCGCUGCCUGCAGCAAUAAAUUCAAGCACAAAUUCACCCAACUCCCACAGGCAGCUGCAGGCUCCUCGACACAGAUGAGGAUGGAUAAGAGGUCUCGGAGCUCUUCCAGGGAGUCUCACAGGAGACGCAGAGAGCCCCCAGCCACACAGAGAAAACGAGAGAAGAAGGAGAGCAGGAGAGAAGCUGGCAAAGGAGGGGAAGACAUAAAGCAGGAGAAAGCAAAGGAGAUCAAGAGCACCGCGGGGGCUGAUGGCAGGGUGCACACAUCCACAGUGGUGGACGUGGAUGAUGUGAUAUCUGAUGAAGAAAUGGAGGCAAUGGCGUUGCUGGACAGCGAGCAGCAAGAGGAAGGUGUGAAGUCUCCAGGUCUGGGCAUCUGUGAGUGGCUUCUGACCAUCUUGUCUUUCCUGUUCGUCGUAAUGACCUUCCCCAUUUCUGUCUGGUUCUGCAUGAAGGUAGUGCGGGAGUACGAGCGAGCCAUCGUUUUCCGACUUGGGCAUCUCCUUCCUGGCAGAGCCAGAGGGCCUGGCCUUUUCUUUUUCCUUCCCUGUCUGGACACCUAUCACAAGAUAGACCUUCGCCUCAAAACCCUAGAGAUCCCCUUCCAUCAGGUGGUGACCAAAGACAUGGUUACCUUGGAGAUAGAUGCUGUGUGCUACUACCGGUUGGAGAACGCUUCUCUUCUCCUCACCACCCUGAGCAGCAUCUCCAGUGCCAUCCAGCUGCUGGUGCAGACCACCACAAAGCGCCUCCUGGCACAUCGAGCCUUCUCUGAACUUCUGUUGGAGAGGAAAAGCAUCAGCCAGGAGAUAAAGGUGGCUUUGGAUGCGGUCACAGGCUGCUGGGGGAUCAAAGUGGAGAGAACAGAAAUCAACAACGUGCAGCUGCCUGCUGAAGUCCGGCAGUCCCUGGCUGUGGAAGCGGAGGCCCAGAGACAGGCCAAAGCACGGGUGAUUGCUGCUGAGGGGGAAAAGGCUGCUUCUGAGUCCCUGCGGAUGGCAGCUGAGAUCCUGUCCAGUGCCCCUGCUGCUGCUCAGCUCCGUUACCUCCACGCCCUGCACUCCCUUACUGCAGAGAAACCUCCUGCUUUCAUCUUGCCCUUGCCUUUGGAUGCCAUGAACCUGGUCUCUCCAGCUACCCAGAGUCCUCCAGCAGUAAGCAACCUCCUCACAGAUACCUCAAAGCUCCCAGACAGCCCCAAAGACAAGAAGGACUCACCCAUGCUCUAA
Molecule: messenger RNA, 1318 nt
Organism: Antrostomus carolinensis (chuck-will's-widow)
Lineage: Eukaryota; Metazoa; Chordata; Aves; Caprimulgiformes; Caprimulgidae
Gene: NPHS2
Product: NPHS2 stomatin family member, podocin
Exons: 8
Coding region: 164-1318 (384 amino acids)
Cellular component (GO): plasma membrane
Source: RefSeq, a predicted model, not a curated record